CAUCCAUCUCGCAAUGGCCGUGCCUGACGCAGACGUUCACCCCGAAGCUACCGGUGCAGCCAAAGCGCUGGUUGACCGACACCAAGCUGAGCAACCAUUAAAGCUGUAUGCCGGCUGGUUCUGUCCCUUCAUCCAACGUGUCUGGCUUGUUCUCGAAGAGAAACAAAUUCCCUACCAGUACAUCGAAAUAAACCCCUACCACAAAGAACCCUCCUUCCUCGCUCUGAACCCACGAGGCCUCGUCCCCACUAUCUCCGUCCCCGACCCCUCAACCAACACCUCCAAGCCUCUCUACGAAUCCACCGUCAUCCUCGAAUACCUCGAAGAAGCAUACCCAAACCACCGACCUCUCCUCCCUUCUGACCCGUACCAGCGCGCCCGUUCCCGCAUCUGGAUCGACUACGUCACCUCGCGCAUUAUCCCCACCCUGCACCGCUUCCUCCAGUACCAGCCCUCGACGCGCGGAAUUGAGGGCCUGCACCAAGCCCGUCAGGAGUUCCUCUCCACCUUGAAGGAAUGGGCUAAGGAGAUCGACUCCUCGGGGCCGUAUUUCUGGGGCUCGGAGGUGUCGCUUCCGGAUUUGGUGCUCGCGCCGUGGGCGUUCCGACUUUGGGUGUUUGAUGAGUUUAAGGGUGGAUUAGGGAUCCCGAAGCCCGGAGAGGGAGGGGAGGAUGAGGAGGUUUGGGGCAAAUGGAGAAAGUGGCAGGAGGCUGUUGAGGGACGGCGGAGCGCGAAGGAGACGACGAGUGAGGCGGAGCAUUAUCUGCCCAUUUAUAAGAGGUAUGCGGAUGAUAAGGCGCAGAGUUGGUUGGCAAGAGCAACGAGAGAGGGUAAGGGGGUUCCAUGAUUCAUGAUGAAUAACUCCGUGGUCAUACGAGAUGAGAAAUUCAUACUAGCUUUUGAACUAUAGUCUCGAUAAUCUAUAUAGAGCCUGCUACUACUCGUACUAUGAGCUCUCUAGAGUGGAUUUGUUGGAGCUAGUAAUCAGGCAUUUACUGUUAGGGUCCCGGCUACAACUCAC
Messenger RNA from Aspergillus welwitschiae, 1021 nucleotides. RefSeq lists its product as uncharacterized. Gene Ontology annotation, cellular component: cytoplasm. The coding region runs from base 14 to 847 and encodes 277 amino acids. NCBI's taxonomy places the organism in Eukaryota, Fungi, Ascomycota, Eurotiomycetes, Eurotiales, Aspergillaceae. The record is from RefSeq and is a predicted model, not a curated record. The transcript has 3 exons. Gene Ontology annotation, molecular function: glutathione transferase activity.